CAGUGUUAACGGAAAAAUUAGACAAAGUGGAAAGUGAGUUCUAUCAAUUAAAAAAGACGAUGGAAGAAUCAGAGACGAACUCAGUGCCGCCCUUUGUUGUAGGUAUCAAGGAAAUGACCACACUCCAUGGAUACAAAGACAAAAAAGCUUCUUCGGUCCGUACUUCAAUCGUCCCUGAUACAUCCCCGUGGUCAACUAAGGAAGCCUUUCUCUCUACUGUGCGCCCACCAACUACAAAAUUUGAACAGAGUACAGGAUACAAAGACAAGAAAACUACUUCGGUCCGUACUUCAACCGUCCCAGCUACAUCCCCGUGGGCAACUAAGAAAGCCUUUUUCUCUACUGUGCUCCCACAAACUACAAACGUCGAACAGAGUACAGAAUGCGGAGUUGUCUAUAAUUCGAGUUGUAUUCGAGCUAUCGUUUAUGACGUGAGGAACGUCACAUUAAGCGUCGCUAAAUCUCUUUGCGAAAACAAACUGGCUAACAUUUAUGACGUCACACACUACAACCUGGUUCGAGAAUAUUUACGACCAUUGAUUCCUGGUACCUACAUUUGGGCUCGUACUGGAAUGAAAUACAAGAAAGGUCAGCUUUAUUCAACCACCGGCCACGCCAUGUCUCUGCCAACUGAGGUUUGGCUUCCUAAUUAUCCGUCUUCCAUUGCAACAUCCACAACUGUUGUUGUUCGUGUCGAUCGAAUCUUGGACAAGGACUAUCCGCAAGCAGUUUUUAUGAAUGUUCCUUCUGCAUAUAGAUUUGACGCAGCCAUCUGUGAAAAUGAAUUAUAACUCUGUCCAUUGAAUGAUUGAUAAACAAACACUGUAGAAAAAAUGGACAGUGGGAGAGGAUGUUAUUCACCCUAUAGUAGAACAAUUAAAACUUUGAGUUCCUGUUUCCACAGUUAAACAAACAUAUGUUCUUGUAUUCCCGGAUAUAAAUAACCUUUAUUUAGUCUAAAGACGGGUGUAGAAUAACUAUCAAUAAAGUGUUAGGGACGGUUAAUUUACCGAUACUUUUAUUUCUUGAGUUUUUAUUUUCAAAAUAUCCCAGGACUCGAACCGAGAUAAAUUGGUCAUACUAGGCCUGAGAUACAUAGAUCACAAUGAGCCUGUUAAAAGGUUGUUCGCAUGACAUUCGGAAAAAAAAUUGAAAUUAUAUUGAAAAGUGACGAGCCGAGGAGUCGGUUUUCAUGUUUUCUUCUUUACUCCACUCAAUCGAUUCCACUGAAUUCAAACCUGGGCCCCAUAUGUUGAACCAAAGCGAUUUAAUGCUCAAUUAUUCAAAUUGUCUGUCUGUCAGGGUUUUCUUGUGUAGGAAUUCUAAUAAAACAGUAUUCAUUGUUAGAUUUCCACGAAACAAAUUAUCUUUUAUUUCUUAGAUGUGAUCAAGAAAUGUUUGAAUUUAUUAUUAUAACCUAAUCUUUCUCUGAGUGGAUGUAAAUAAUCUUGAAAUAUUGGCGAUUCGGUUUUUUCAAAUAUAUAUUUCAUGUUCAAGAAAUAUCAGUAAAUUUCAAAAUUGUUUGAUACUUCAUACAUUCACAAUCGAAUCGACUUCACAAUUGUUUCGAUAAUGAAACCUGUGGUAAACUUUUUUUAAUGGAGAGUUACGAACGCUCAGUAAAAUUAAUGCUUUUAGAAUUUAUAAAGAAGUUUUUGACUUAUUUUAAAACCAUCGAAAAUCUAGAAUUUCCACAAAUUCAAACUCCUGUUCUUGUGGAG
Messenger RNA from Styela clava, 1721 nucleotides. Lineage: Eukaryota; Metazoa; Chordata; Ascidiacea; Stolidobranchia; Styelidae. The record is from RefSeq and is a predicted model, not a curated record.